UUCUAGUUCUACAGUUGACGAGGAGCAGUCGGACAGUACAGACGGUAAUAUUCUUCUCUUUAGAUUAGACCAAUUCUGUAGGACGAUAUGUUCACUAUACUAUUCUUCACUGCUGCUGCUGCUGCUUCUGCUCAGGCUUCAGGAAGCAUCUCUGGAGAGAGAGAGGGAAGCUGCGCUGCGGCUAGGAAAUGUUGUGAUGGUCAGAACACUGACUGUGCAGUCACCCAUGAUGUAAAUUUUAUGAGUUCGAACCCUUGCUACUGUGAUCAUGGUUGCCUUGAUAUGGGAGAUUGCUGUCCAGACUUUAAGCAAUACUGUGGAGUUCUUGACUGUGUGACGAGUGAGUGGGGAGAGUGGUCGGAGUGUGAUACAGAGUGUGGAAAAGGAGUGUCAAGGAGAACAAGAGAAAUCACUCAUCCUUCAUCGAACGGAGGUGUAGAAUGUGAUGCUCUAGAGCAAACCAGAGUUUGUAGAUCAGAGCAAGGGUGCUCUCAGAGAACUAGAGAUAAAAUUUCUGCUCUGAGAGAAACUGCAAUGUUGUUGCCUGGUAAAUACAGUUCUAAGAGGUCCAAGGACUGGGAUGUCAGGCAGAAUCUAAAAACAUAUGUUGAACCUGUAAACAAGGAUGAGUACUGUGCUGUAUUCAGAGUAGAUAAAGCAAUGAAAGCCUGUUUAUUGACCCAAGAGACAUUAGAACUACACAGAGUUUUUGGGAGAAAUGCAAACAAAGACCGUUACCCUCAGGAUGAGCUUUGUUUACAAUCCUGUCAAAACCUGCAGUACACCUCCUUAUUCAUGAUUGUAUAAUUGUACU
Molecule: messenger RNA, 814 nt
Organism: Eurytemora carolleeae
Lineage: Eukaryota; Metazoa; Arthropoda; Copepoda; Calanoida; Temoridae
Product: somatomedin-B and thrombospondin type-1 domain-containing protein
Exons: 7
Coding region: 88-807 (239 amino acids)
Source: RefSeq, a predicted model, not a curated record